Elephantulus edwardii (Cape elephant shrew) is the source of this 1797-nucleotide messenger RNA. RefSeq names its product chromobox homolog 2 (gene CBX2). Gene Ontology annotation, biological process: negative regulation of transcription by RNA polymerase II. The record is from RefSeq and is a predicted model, not a curated record. The transcript has 5 exons. NCBI's taxonomy places the organism in Eukaryota, Metazoa, Chordata, Mammalia, Macroscelidea, Macroscelididae. The coding region runs from base 1 to 1797 and encodes 598 amino acids. Gene Ontology annotation, cellular component: heterochromatin; PRC1 complex.
AUGCGCGAGGGCGGGCGGGGCCGGCUCCAAGCGCCGGGAGGCGGAGGCCGUGGCGCCCCGUUCCCACUUCCCUCCCGUGUCCAAACAAUGGCUUGGUGCCCGGAAAACACUGCCAGGAGGGAGCCGCGCCCCGGCCUAGCAGGACUGGGGGCCCCCACAGCACUUAUCCGGGCGGCUGUGCGUUUCCUUCCUCCGCCUGGGGCCGGCGGGCGCCGGGAGACCUACGCGCCCAGAGCCCGCGCGCGAUGCCAGACCCUGCGCCACGAACAAUACGGCCGGGGCAAGCUCGAGUACCUGGUGAAGUGGCGCGGCUGGUCGUCCAAACACAACAGCUGGGAACCAGAGGAGAAUAUCCUGGACCCGAGGCUGCUGCUGGCCUUCCAGAAGAAGGAGCAGGAGAAGGAGGUGCAGAGCCGGAAGAGAGGCAAGCGGCCACGGGGCAGGCCCAGGAAGCACACCGUGGUGUCCUGCAGCCGGCGCUCCAAGCUCAAGGAACCUGACGCUCCUUCCAAGUCCAAGUCCAGCAGCUCUUCUUCCUCCACGUCUUCCUCAACUUCCUCUGAUGAAGAGGACGACAGUGACCUUGAUGCCAAGAGGAGCCCCCGGGGCCGCGAGACCCAUCCUGUGCCCCAGAAGAAGGCCCAGAUUUUGGUGGCCAAACCCGAGCUGAAAGACCCUAUACGCAAGAAGCGCGGCCGCAAGCCGCUGCCCCCGGAGCAAAAGGCAGCCCGGCGGCCUGUGAGCCUGGCCAAGGUGCUGAAAACUGCCCGCAAGGACCUGGGUGUGCCCACCAGCAAGUUGCCUGCUCCACUUAGUGCCCCGGUCGCUGGCCUGGCAGCCCUGAAGGCCCACACCAAGGAGGCCUGUGGGGGGCCCAGCAGUGCAGCCACGACAGAGAGCCUGGCCAGUCUGAUGAAGGGCGUGGCGGGCAGCCCCAGCCGCGGGGGCAUCAGCUGGCAGAGUUCCAUCGUGCACUACAUGAGCCGUAUGACACAGAGCCAGGCCGAGGCCGCCGGCCGAUUGGCCUUCAAAACCCAGACGGCCAGCAAGUGCAGCCUUGGGCUUGACCUAAAGGUGAGGACACCAAAAGGGGAACUGGGGGUCAGCUCCCCAGGAAGCAAGACUCUAAAGGCCCAGGGCAGCGGGCCAACCGAGCAGAAAGGAGCAAGUUCAGGGGUUGCCCCCCAUGUCCAGGGGGGCGGCAAGGGCCCUGUGGGCUGCCUGGGUGCCCAACCAACCCCCAGCCAGGAGAUGAGCUUGCAGGUCUUGGACCUUCAGAGUGUCAAGAAUGGCACCUCGGGGGUUGGCAUGCUGGCACGGCACACCACGGCCACCAAGAGCAUCCCUGCCACCCACCCGGCCUUGGGGAAGGGCUCUGGUGUCGGCCCCACCACGGGCAGUGGGUCCAGUGCACCCGCCGAGCCCAGCAAAAGUGACAAGCUGGCGUCUCGGGCAGCCCAACCCACCCCCUCAGGCAAGCGAGACUGUGGCAAGGUCAGCGGGGUCCCUGGUGGGCAGGAGGGCCGCUCAGCCUCGGGUGACACCCGCAAGGCCCCCGUGCUGUCUGAGAUGAGCACAGGUGAAGAGAACAGCAGUUCUGACUCAGACCCAGACUCGACUCCGCUUCCAGGCACCGGGCAGAACCUGUCUGUCUCCGUACAGACAAGCCAGGACUGGAAGCCGCCCCGGAGCCUCAUUGAGCACGUCUUUGUCACCGACGUCACUGCCAACCUCAUCACUGUUACGGUGAAAGAAUCGCCCACCAGCGUCGGCUUCUUCAACCUGAGGCCUUACUAA